Frieseomelitta varia is the source of this 1445-nucleotide messenger RNA. RefSeq names its product ribokinase-like. The transcript is spliced from 8 exons. Bases 382 to 1308 code for a protein of 308 amino acids. Gene Ontology annotation, biological process: D-ribose metabolic process. NCBI's taxonomy places the organism in Eukaryota, Metazoa, Arthropoda, Insecta, Hymenoptera, Apidae. Gene Ontology annotation, molecular function: ribokinase activity. The record is from RefSeq and is a predicted model, not a curated record.
UUAGUCAAUGUCCGUACAUUUAAAAUAUCAGCGUAAUCUUUGUUUUUUCUUUUUCAUUUAACUGCAAUCAUGUUGUUACUUUCCAUAACUUGAAAUGUUAUUAUAAAUCUUAAAAAGUGGAGAAGAUAAUUUUAUCUAUUACGAUGACAUGUAUGAACUAAUAAUGUUUACAUGUUAUAUCUAUAAUAAAUAAUUGAACGCAUUCAAUGGUCCAUGCGAUAAUUUUGAUAAAUUCAGAUAAUCAUUUUUAUCAGUUUACGUGAACUAUAAAUACGCUUUUCCGUUAAAAGCUCCAGUUUCCACAGGCAAACCACUUACAUAACCUCAAUAAAGAUUCUUGUUUUUAAAAGCUUAAAUAGCACCCAAGUAAAUUGUAAAGAAAUGUCUUCAAAAAUUGUUACUGUUGGUUCAUGCAUGAUUGAUUUCACUUGCUUUUCUCCUCGUUUGCCAAAAUCUGGUGAAACAAUAAUUGGUAAUAGAUACGAAAUAAAGUAUGGUGGAAAAGGUGCUAAUCAAUGUAUAGCUGCUAGUAAACUUGGUGCUGCUACAGCAAUCAUUGCUUCUUUAGGUUCUGAUAUUUAUGGUCAAGAGUAUUUAAAAAUAUUUAAGGAAGAAAACAUAGAUGCUUAUGUUCAAAUACAACCAAACCAUCACAGUGGAAUAGCACACAUUACUGUUGCAGAGAAUGGCGAAAACAGCAUAGUAAUUGUAUUAGGAUCAAACGCGUUGAUGACUAUCAACCAUGUGGACUCAGCGACCAACGUGAUUGAGAAUGCUGCCGUUUUAUUAUGCCAAUUCGAAAUACCCUUAGAAAUCACUCUACACGCUUUGAAGAUUUUCAAAGGCCACGGUCUGUCGAUUGUGAAUGGGGCACCCGCCACUAAAGAUGUCCACCCAGACUUAUGGAAACUCUGUGACAUAUUUUGCGUUAACGAGACGGAGAUGGAAGUUAUAACUGGAGUGCAGCCACAGGGAUCAUCAAGUAUACAGCAGGCUAUUGUAAAAUUGUUGGAUAAGGGUUGUAACACAGUGAUUAUUACUCUUGGAGAACAGGGAGCUGUGUACGCGUCUCAGGAAGACAGAACUAUUAAAAAAGUCGGUACUGCUCGCGUUCAACCUGUGGAUACAACGGGAGCUGGAGAUGCAUUUCUGGGUGCUUUUGCAUAUUUUAAAGCUUAUCACCCAACGCUUUCGAUGGGCGAGUGCGUCCGAAGAGCUUGCGUCGUUGCCACGGAAUCUGUGUUGAAAUUUGGCACACACGCGAGUUUUCCGAACAGGAGCAGUCUGUCACCGGAUCUAUUCGCUUGAAUUAAUAAAAAUCUUGUACAUUCUAUAAAAAUGAUACAUUCUUAUAAUUUCUGUUAUGUUAAAUUUUAAUAAUGAGAAAAUACUGUUACUAUAAAUAAACAAAAUAAGAAAGAGCGGUGAUUUAUUUUGUGUCGAAU